Xenopus tropicalis (tropical clawed frog) is the source of this 3211-nucleotide messenger RNA. RefSeq lists its product as uncharacterized. The transcript has a single exon. NCBI's taxonomy places the organism in Eukaryota, Metazoa, Chordata, Amphibia, Anura, Pipidae. The record is from RefSeq and is a predicted model, not a curated record. Bases 644 to 2206 code for a protein of 520 amino acids.
CUACCCGACUAACUAACACAAUAAGAUUCUGAUACCUGAUUAUCUGUUCAGUGAGAUUCUAAGAGUAUAACUAAGGAAACUCUGAUACUCACAUAGUUGGACAGUAAUGUAGAAACACACACAAAGAUAGAGAGGUUAGGUUAGAGAGAAGUCCUGAAGGCUGAUCCCUAUAGAACAGAUCCUGUGGGCAUAUUUAAAGGAACUCUGUAUCAUUUGCUGUCUCUGGGCUGGAUAAUCGAAAUAAAUUAGCUUCAUCUCUGGAAAAGAACCGUGGUUGUUUCCUUUUACCUGGCUGUGGUAAAUAUUGGAAUAUCCAGUAUAUUUGUAAUAAUAUACUACAUCUACACUAUACACAACAUUUUGGUGCCGUGACCCGGAUUGAUUGAAAAUCGCAACAUUUUGGUGCCGUGACUCGGAUUGAUUUAAUAUAUCACAACAUUUUGGUGCCGUGACUAGUGACCAGAAGAAGCGUGGAAGAUUUGUGACCCAAGAGUCUGCAGUGAAGCCCUGGAAGGAAGUGUGGAACCCUAGGACGGUGGUCUGGAAAUCUGUGACUGUGAACCUAAAAGGGUUGGUAAGAAUAUUGUUUUUUUUUUAAUUAUAUAUAUAAUUUAUUUUAAGUUAGCACUCUUUUAUAUAUACAAUGGCUUUAGUCAGUGGUAAUAGCACUAAGGGAGAAAUGGUCAGCACCUGGUUGGUUAGUUAUAUUAAAGAUCAUGGGGGACCAUAUGAAAUCCCUCAAGAAUGUAAAAAUUCAUGGGAUUUAAUGAAAGAUUUUAUAGCUGACAGUGUUUUUGAUAAGAAAACUAAGGAAGCAAAACGCAAAGGACUUAUCAUACAGGGAUUGGUCUCCUGCUGUUUAAAAAUGGCAGAAAUUAUUAAACAAAAGGAGACUGAUAUUACAGAACAGGCAGAUAAGUAUACGACUUUACUGAGAGAGUCAAAUGAAAAGAUCUCAGAGUUAAGGUUACAUGCCAUAACCACUGGGGAGGCAUUGCUUGAGAAGGCCAAUCUAUGUGACCACUUAAACGGUGUAAAUGAUGAAUUGUCAGUAAAAAUACAGGAUGUAGAAAAGGAGCUGGAGGAGCAUAAACAUGCAAUAAAUAUUGCUUUUGAUAAGGUUGGGAAUACUUCUAACCAAUCUUGUGAAAACAAUAUUUCCAAAUUUAACACAGAAAUUAAAGAACAUAAACAACUGUAUCCUUGGAAUGAAUUAGAUCCAGCGUGUAGUUUCCCAGCAGCUCCUGUUGUUACUACAACUGUAUUAAAUACUGACAAUACAGGGGAGGUACAGCUCAUCUCAAAACAAUUAAUACCUCAAGAGAUGGAUGCAAUAGUUAGAGAGAUUGGGCAGGUACCAAGAUAUGAUAUCAACAGAUUCAUGAAGUGGUUCUGUGAGUUGCAAAGGGUCAGAGAGACAUAUAAUUUGAAUCCUGAGGAUGUAGAUAGAGUGUUGCAGAGAGUAGUUGGAAAUGGUUUAUGGGUAAGGAUUGUACAGAACUGUGGACAGCAGCGCAGGACAAGGGAUGUGUUAAAGGAAAUACUUAGGGCAUUGUAUGGUAUCACAUCAAAUGUGUCUUUGUCCGGUAAGAUAAAGCAGAUGAAGCAGGAAUGUCCUUACGAAUUAUGUGAUAGGAUAGCCACAGUAAUGGGGCAAGUAGUAAAUGGUAAUCCAGGAUUAGAACAUGGUGGUUUGAUUCAUAGGGUUAUGUUGUUAGAAGCUUUAGAGGAGGAUGUCAGGGAAGGAAUAUUAUCUAUCACUCCUGAUCCUACGGAUCUAAAAGACAUUCUGUUGAGGGCAGAUAAUUUGUGGCGAAAGAGGAAUAAGGAGGAAAGUUUUGUAGUGGAUGCUGCUAGAAUUUUUAGAGUAGAGGGUCAACAAAGGAAAGAGUAUGUUGGUUUUAAAUGGCCUCAAAGAGGAAAGGGGGUUUACAAUUCAGACCGCCAGAAAGGAAAAUAUGAAUCUAGAUGGCAGAAUAGAGAAAACAAUCAAAAUGAUCGUAAAUCUAGAACUUGGAUACCCUUUCCCCAACUAAAAAGGGAACAUGAAAAACUUAAAUUUGAAUAUGAUAAGAUCAGGGCUGAGAGGGAUCUUUUAAAACAACAAGUUUCUUUACUGGAAACAGAACUUUCUAAAUUAAGGCGUGCCCCUCUUACACAUUCUGGUGUUAAGGACCAUGGGGGAGGAACUUUAAUAGAAUUCUAAACCCAUACAUGCCACAUAAAUGUUCAAUUGCACUUUCCUUUAAUUUAUCUCGAGACAAUGUAAUUUAUGUAGAAUAUAUGAAUUAAGAUUUUUCUCUAAGUUUUAUCUUCCAGGAAAAGAUCUUCAAGCAGAAGGAUAAAUGUGUCUGAAUUUUGUGGUCAUGUUUAACUUGUUUUUUUUUUUUCAUCUCACACUUAAGCAGCUUUUCAAAUUUUUUUAAUGACAGUAGAGCAUUGAUAGAUGAGACCUAAAGUUUCCAAGUGGGGGUGUGAAGGAAUUUGCAUGACACAGAGGGAGAGGUGUUGGAUGUUGACACCACAGAAGUUUUUUUGACUGGAUGCAGUAGUGCAAUGGGCUGGAUACUGUUUGAUGUCAAAAUAUAUUCUUCAGACUUCUUCUAUAACUUAUGUUCUCCCACAAAUAUAAUAGGUCAAUGGGAUUUUUAAAGGAAAAAAUGAAUGAACUGUUCUGAUGUUUGUCAGUGUCUAAAUCAGUCUUAAGUGGGAAGAUGGAAAUGCAAUGAAAAGAACUCAUUAACAUACAAACAGGACAUUAUUUACAAAGUUUCAGGACUUGAAUGUCUACUUUUAACUAAGUAACAUCCACCUUGUUAUUAUUCAGUGUUUUGUUUUAUUCAGUGUCUUUCUGUAUACAUGUUUUUGCUUUUUAAUGUAAAAAAAAAAAAAAAUCCAGAGAAUGGCCCAGAGAAAGUGCAAAUAUAUUAAUGUUGCUAUACAUAUCUGUCUAGAGAUGCUAAACAAGGGCUCAUAUUUAGCAUAUAGUCCAUAGGGGGUGUUGGAAGCUAAAUGUACAGACAUGGGUGGAUUUAUAAAGAACACAUAUACUCAGAAUAUUGAUGUUUUAGCUGCAUAUUUGCAGGGAUAUAUCCGUUAAUAUUCUGACUAGAUCAGGUAAGGGUGAUAUUGUGUCCAAAGCUAGAGUUUGUGGCUAAAUGUGGGUUUUCUGAGAAAGAAAAAAAAAAAAAAUCAGACUGUAAGAAGACCA